AUGUCCAGACUACCUUCGUCAUUCCCACCAGUGCUGAUCCAAGUUCAGAACACCAUUGAUGAACAGCUCCUCCAACGUUUAAUUUCCUAUUCGUUGAACGUUGUCAAAACUUACCACGCUCUCCCAGUGAUAUUGGUCCUUCUCCAAUUAGCCUGCUUUUGGAUUUCAAAAAGGAGUCCGAGCAAAAACCAUGAAACCAUUCCGGACACUGAUCAUUACGCAAAACCGAUAAAUUCGCUUCUUGCCUUGUCACUCUUUCUGUCGGAGAACCAUACCAACAAAAUUUUUCAAUCGGCUGUGGAAACGAUAUGCUCAACGAACAAACGCUUCUUUGAAAGUAUUCUUGAUAAAGUCAAUUCAAAGGAACCACUCAACAAGAUUCGACGAAUUUGUGAAAAAGGUAUACUUUACAAUGAUGAAGUAAAGGCCAAAAUUGUAGAUAAUUCAGCAUCCUCACAGUCAUCGGAUAAAUUGGAUUUCCCUGAACCUUUACCCAUGGGACCACAAACAAAGCGAACACAUACAAUGGUGGACGAAGACAUUGAAUUUGUUGAAUCAUUCAAAAAAGAACAAAUUGGCCGUAUGAACUGGCAGUCUUGCUUAAAAGCCGGUCAUUCUCGCAAACUCCUUGAAUCAUACACUACUCGGAAAGCUUACGAGUCACGUCGCCUACUUACGUUUACGCUUACAUUUACGUUUAAUUUGCGUACGACCUUACGUUACUUUUCGCGUGCAUACAUGUAG
Molecule: messenger RNA, 744 nt
Organism: Mycotypha africana
Lineage: Eukaryota; Fungi; Mucoromycota; Mucoromycetes; Mucorales; Mycotyphaceae
Exons: 4
Coding region: 1-744 (247 amino acids)
Source: RefSeq, a predicted model, not a curated record